AUGAGUCCUGCUCCGCUGCAGCGCCGCCGUCACUUCACCUGCCACCGCCACCCCACCAAGGCCGUCACCGGGUUCUGCGCCGCCUGCCUCCGCGAGCGCCUCGCCGGGAUCGACCCCGACACCCACCAGGAAACCCCCAUUACCCACCUCGCCCUCGAGCUCCGCCGCUCCAAAUCCUUCUCCAGCAGCUCCAACCCCAAUGCCUCCUCCUCCACCACUUCCACCUCCGCCACCACCAACACCACAAUCUCCGAGCCCCGCCGCCGCUCAUGCGAGGUCCGGCCCCGGAACAGCCUCUCUGAGCUCUUCCACCACGACGACGACGGUCCAACCAUCGAAUCGUACGCCAAGGCCAAAGCGAAGGCCAAGGCCGUCGUCUCCGAGCUCGAGAUGCUACGAGGAGGAGAUGAGGAUGGGGACGGGGAAAUUAGGGUUUUCGGCGGGGAUGAGAUCGUGCCGCCGGAUGUGGAGUACGACUUCGAGGAGGAAGACGGGGAGCUGAAGACGAUGAAGGAGUUCAUAGAUCUCGAGUGGGACAAGAAGAAGGGUAGUAACGCCGGGAAGAGCUUCUGGGAAGCGGCUUCGGUUUUCAGCAAGAAAUUGGGGAAAUGGCAGCUGAAGCAGAGGAAGAAGAAGGAUGAAAAGAAGCCCACCAGUGAGGAUGGCCCGGCGCCGGAUAAUGACAAGGGCAUACUGAAGAAAUUAAAGGACACGCUGACGGAAGUUGGGGAAUACGCCGGCCGGAGGAGAUCUUGCGAUGCCGAUCCCAGACACUCACUCGACCCAGGGAGAUUGUCGAUUGAAGAAUCUCGCCGGUCGUUCGACGAACCUCGAGCUUCCUGGGACGGGUACUUGAUUGGCAGAGCAUAUCCAGGGUUUACACCAUUGGUCUCCGUCGUAGAAGACGAUGUGAAGUUGGGUGUUGAUGAUAAAACCAGUGUCGAAAAUCCGACGGAGCCGAGUGGGGAUUUGAAGAAGGAAGAUGGAAGCAUCAGCCCCGGAGGAACUGCUCAGACGGUGAGCUAUUACUCCGAUCCUCAUCGCCGGAGAAGGAGCUUCGACCGGUCCGGGUCGGUCAAGAUGACAGGUUUGGAAUUAGGAGACGAUGAGUUGAAAUCCAUAUCCAAUGCAAAGGUAUCCCCUGAAACCGUUGAUCUGUUCCAUCACGGAGCUAAAUUACUGGUGACUGAGAAAGAAUUGAGGGAUUCGAAUUGGUACUCUGUUAGAGAUUGCAAUGUAGUAGGCAACCCUGGUUCUACCCCCAAAGAUGUUGUUCAGCCUGGCGGUGGUGGUGGUGGAGAUAACAAGAAGGGCUCAAAGUUCAAGAAGUUGCCUAAAUGGCGAAACGUGUUGAGUAUGUUCGGCGGGAAUCACAAAAGCAGCAAGCCUGCAGAUGUAGAAAGCAGCAGCAGCAAUGGUAGUGGGAAAUUAGUGGUCGAUGGUAUGAUAGUUGCAGGGCCACUGGAGAAGAUGGCGAACAAGCAGAAGCUUACCGCGCGAAGCUGUAUGGUUAGUGCGAGGAAUUCGUGUGACGGUAGCAGCAUGGGCGCAAUGCAGAGGCGAGACCAGCUGAUGCUGUCCAGGAACAAGAGUGCUAGGUAUUCUCCGAGCCCAAACAGUAAUGUGGAUAACGGGCUAAUGAGAUUCUACUUGACACCGCUGCGAAAUGACAUUAGUCGGAGCAAAUCAGGGAAGAGUAGGUUGAAGAACCCCUUGUCCAUGGCCAGGAAUGUAUUGUAA
Linum tenue is the source of this 1740-nucleotide messenger RNA. The record is from the annotation of a GenBank genome assembly. Lineage: Eukaryota; Viridiplantae; Streptophyta; Magnoliopsida; Malpighiales; Linaceae.